This is a messenger RNA of Gossypium raimondii (Peruvian cotton), 1430 nucleotides long. Its product is annotated as abscisic acid receptor PYL4. Gene Ontology annotation, cellular component: cytoplasm; nucleus. The transcript has 2 exons. The coding region runs from base 235 to 780 and encodes 181 amino acids. The record is from RefSeq and is a predicted model, not a curated record. Gene Ontology annotation, molecular function: protein phosphatase inhibitor activity; abscisic acid binding; signaling receptor activity. Gene Ontology annotation, biological process: abscisic acid-activated signaling pathway. NCBI's taxonomy places the organism in Eukaryota, Viridiplantae, Streptophyta, Magnoliopsida, Malvales, Malvaceae.
AAAACCUGCAUUUCUUCUUCUCCAUUGUGCACAGCUCAAAACAUCAGCCAGCCGUUGGAGAAAACCUCUUCAAGCAAAGCGACUACCCCCACACACAACACCUUCCACAUAGUAAAAUGCUCGUUUAUCCUCCAAAUUCAUCCUCCUUCCACCGCUGAAACAACCAUUAACACGCCGCGCCACCGCCAAUACUAUAGCGUAGCAUCUAGCUACCCUUUAUAUUUCCAUUUCUCCAUGCUUUACCAAAAGCGGUACCCUAUAACAUACACCAUGCCAGUCCCAGACGCCGUUGCUCGCCACCACAUCCACCCUGUUGGUCCCAACCAGUGUUGCUCAGCCGUAGUCCAGCAGAUCGCUGCCCCAGUUUCCACCGUCUGGUCCGUCGUCCGUCGGUUUGAUAACCCCCAGGCUUACAAGCACUUCGUCAAGAGCUGUCAUGUAAUCGUUGGGGACGGUGAUGUCGGUACCCUCCGUGAAGUCCACGUCAUCUCAGGCCUACCCGCCGCGAGGAGCACCGAACGUCUCGAGAUCCUUGAUGAAGAGAGUCAUGUUCUUAGCUUCAGUGUCAUCGGUGGAGAACAUCGGUUAGCUAACUACAGGUCGGUAACGACCCUUCAUCCUUCCACAAACGGGAAUGGAACGGUGGUAGUGGAAUCUUACGUGGUGGACGUACCGCCGGGGAACACCGAAGAUGACACGUGCGUCUUCGUUGAUACCAUUGUUCGGUGUAACCUGCAGUCACUGGCUCAGAUCGCAGAGAAUCUAGCAAGCCGCAAAUAGCCAGUCUAGUCACUAAAUGGAAAUCUGGAACAUUUAGAGCCUGGGAGCUAAGGUUAAAGAGGUGCUGUUUUACUUGUGGAUAGUUAAUAACUAGGGUAAAAUGAGGUGGCGUGAAUGGUGAAAGUGGCCGUAAAAGAAAGAUGGGAAGUAACCCAGAAAUUAGGGGUUGGAGAUCAACUGCAGCGGCAGCUGCCUGUUAGAUGCAACUUGGGUGGUGAUGAUGCAUACGUAAGGCAAGUUGCAAGUUGUUUUGUUUGGUUUCAUUAUUUUAAUGGGUAAUGUAAUAUUAAAAAAAGGUGCAAGUUGCGGUCUCUUUUCUCAUAUGGUAAAGAGUAUUGAAUGGGACCUUUAUUUUUUUGAAAUUAAAAUUGCAAGUUGGGGGCUGCAAGUGGGAAGGAAGGGGAUGCUUUUUGUUUAAUGAUCCCGUGUACAAUUGUCUGCUUUUGAAUGCCUUCACGCCACCCAUCACCCAUGACUUGAGUUCCCUCCUUUUAACCCUUUGUCUUUCAUUUUAUAUUAUAUCAUUUCAUUAUUUUAGAUACAAUACGUAUAUAACCAAAUAAUUACACGUGACAUGUCAUAUUUACCUCAUUUUGAUAUAUAUAUAUGGAUCAGUUUUUACAGUAGAAAUAGAUGAAAUUUUUACAGAA